CAACUCAGCACUUUAGUCAAUAUCUUUAUCACAUUUUAAGCCUUUUACUGUUAUUAUAGUACGUCCAAAAUCUAUUUAUUUAGUAGUUGCUGUUUUCAUUUGUUUUUGAUUGAGAUGAAUUACAUCAUUUCUUAACAUUAUGGUGUAGUUUUCUACCCAAAUGUUUUUAGUGCUUGCAUUGUUCAGAUUAGUUUUGAGAAAUGGCAACUAAUAAAGAUGUGUUCUGUAAUUUUGUAGAUUUUGUUGUAUUAAUUAAAUAGUUGUGACAAUUUUUUGUAUAUUUUGUGCUCUUGGACCUUCAUCAAAAUGGCAUCUGAAAGGAUGGAAUGGGUAGAAAUAAUAGAACCUCGGACCAAGGAGCACAUGUAUGCCAAUUUGACUACUGGAGAAUGUGUUUGGGAUCCUCCUAAAGGUGUACCUGUAAAAAAGACAGACAACAACCAGUGGUGGGAGUUGUUUGACCAGAACACCAGCAGAUUCUACUAUUACAACGCCACUUCACAGAAGACUGUCUGGCAUAGACCACAGAACUGUGAUAUUAUCCCUCUUGCAAAGCUUCAGACACUAAAGCAGAACACAGAACCUGCAGUGCUUGAGGACACAGGUGAUACCAGUUCGCAAAGACCAAAGGAGUCUGUAGCUACUCAAACACCAGGCCGAGUUAGAACUCACACACAUGCAAACAAGGAGCCUGGCGAGAGUUUGAAGACUGCCGGCAGCAGCAGCAGCAGAGCCGUUGCCAUAGAGACACAAACAUCACCUCCAAGCUCACCGAGAUCUUCUCGUAGAACUCAUCAUCAUCAUCACCACCAUCGACACCAACAUGUAUCCCAGCAGACAACAUCACAACAGACCCAUACUCCCAGUAGAGUACCCUCGUCUGCUGCAGAGUGUAGUAGGCCGAGACGGGGAAGUCAGGGUUCGUGGUACAACCGCACUACCCAGACACAGACGGGUCCGGUACAAGAGUCCGGUCGGUCCAGUGACUCCAGCUGUGUAUCCCUCAGUCGCAACUCUCUGGAAUCUUCAGUGAAACCCCUGGAGUCCCCGAACCAUUGCGCCCUCAAGCAUUCCCCCUCAUCGGGCCUCACCUUGUCCACAUCAACCCCUGUCCUCAAGAAGAAGCCCUUGAGUGACGCUAACACCCAGUCCGAUAGACGCACAGCUGGCAUCUCUGUGCAGAGAAGUGCUUCCAACGCUGCUCAUCUUCCCGCCAAGCAGAAAAGUUUUGAUAUUGAUAUAAGUGUUGGAGGAGGUUAUAGUCUUGGCCACGAGAACCGCAACAGUGGCAGCAGUGUCAGUAGAAACAGACCCACACUGUGUAGUAGCCAGUCCAACCAGCAACUGUCUCGGAGUCGAAGUCAGACCACCCCGCAACCUAUUACAACCCCAUUAACUGUAUCUUCCACUCUGUCUUUGGAUCAGGAAGAAGAGGAUUCAAUGCAUGAGAAGUAUUUUCUGUCAAGCAAUGCUCAGUUGUCCAGUGGAAGGAGAUCUGUUGAAUCUACGCCGCAGGCAAGAAGAAAACACCAACACCGCUGCCCGAAGCUCAGUCCUGACUACGCUAACCUGGCCAGCAGCGUACCUCCCCCUCCACACGCCCGACACUCGCACUCCUCCUCGUCCAACUCCUCUACGUUAGCAGGCGGUCACAGGGUACAGCCACCCCACCUUGUUACCAGAGAGGCGGGCUUGUCAAGCAGUGAUAAUGAGAACGACUCAAGCUCUAGUGUGUCUUCUAGUCCCCGAACACAGCCGUUACUACAUCCUGACAGCACUACCAACGAUCACAACGACAAAGUGAUGAAACGAGCGACCUUCAAUAGUCAUCAUGUGGAUGAUCGUCACAACAAUUCUCUCCAGCAAAACCGAAGAACGGCCUUGAAGAACAACGGUAACCAUAGCCAUGCACCUUGUACGAGGAUAGAUAACAAGACGGACUCAUCGCCUGUCUACUCGAACCAGCCACUAGCAGGUAUCAUCCUGGAGCAGGAGAUGCAGGAACACCUGUUACCUCUGCAGCAGUACAUCCUGGAGCAAGCCAAGCUGUCAGGUUGUUAUAGGUUUGGUGACAGUCUAGUUGAAGAAGCCGACUCCUUACAUUCGGAGGAGGAGGAUGGUGGUCAUCUGCUACAAGGAGGGGUGGAGUACGACAGCGAUGAGUUUGCUGAUGAUGAGGGAAUGUCUAACCAGGACGAUUCUAGUAGUCAGGAAUACCUUCACGAUGAACCGAGUUACCUUGAUACUGUCGAACAGUACAGAUAUGCCAACUGGGAAAGGAGUUACCCUACAGUUACAGACGGCCGAGUGAGCGACUAUGUGGUGGACAGUCUGGAGUCAAGGAUGGCAGCUUCUAGUGGCUACAACACGAACCUCACAUCCUCUCUCUCUCAACAGCAGACCUCUAGAAGUAAUAGUCUAGUCUCUUCUGUUACUGGAGCAUUAGGGUUGAAUACGCCACUUCCGCUAGAAACUCAACAUGCUUCGCUCAAGCGUAAGAAAGAACCUUCUGCGCCUCCUCCAGUCCUUUACUCACCCAUCAUGGAGAGGGCAGAAUGGGUUGAUUGCAGACGUCAGCUGUCCCCCUCUCCCCCUUGCAGUGCAAGUUUCUCUCGUACCCCUUUCCCUAUUACUGCCCACUCUCUACCCCCCUCCCCCUCACCUCUGUCGGCGUCUCUGCAGUACGAGCAGUUGUCACGAGUCGUGUUGAACAAGAAGCUGCCAUCGGAGAGUGACAUUGAGAAGUAUGCUCAAGAUAAUCUCAACAUCCACAAGAAAGGAAUCUUUAGGAAAAAGUUUUCUAUUCGAGAUAUGUUAUCGUGGUCCAAAGAUCCGAUAAGAAAGCCGAUGUUGGUAUUGUCGGACAAGUCGCUGAAGAAGGAUGCAGUUGAGAUGUUCAAGCUAGUACAGAUCUAUAUGAGUGACCGCAAGGCUAAACUGGGAAUGAGUCUCAACAGCGUAGCCUUGGAGAUCUGCAACUAUGGUUACACCAAGCCGGCACUUCGCGAUGAGUUGUACAUCCAGAUCUGCCGCCAGACCACCGAGAACCCCAGGAGAGAGAGUUUAAGAAGAGGCUGGGAACUGCUAGCAAUUUGUUUGUCUUUCUUCCCACCGUCACCAAAGUUUCAAACGUACCUGGAUAGUUAUAUGAAUAGGCAUAGAGAUCCUAGUUUUGAUUUCCCAGAAGUGGGGAAGUGGCCAAUCCAUGUACAAGUCAGCCAUUAUGCGAGUGUGGCUUGUAAAAGGCUCGAACGAGGAGGAGAAGGAGGUAAAAGACCACCAAGAAAGCCAACGUUAGAAGAAAUAGAUCAAGCUCGGUUGCAGAUCUUCAGGCCUAGUAUGUUUGGAUCAACUUUACAAGAAGUGAUGGCGUUACAGAAAGAAAGGUUCCCACAUUACAAAUUGCCUUGGAUACAAACCACUCUCUCUGACGAAGUGUUAAGAUUACAAGGCGCUCAAACUGAGGGUAUUUUUAGGGUAUCAGCUGAUGUGGACGAGGUGACGAGUCUAAAGAUGCAGCUGGACAGGUGGGAGCGGCCGACAGACUGGACAGACGCUCACACUCCGGCGUCGCUGCUCAAACUCUGGUACCGAGAGUUGUACGAGCCCCUCAUACCCGACACCAUGUACAACGAGUGCAUACAACACCACGACAAUCCCAUCAGAGCUAUUCAGAUAGUCGAUAGUCUUCCAGAAAUCAACAGGCUGGUCUUGUCUUACCUCGUGCGAUUCCUACAGAUAUUUGCACGGAGCGAGGUGGUCCAGCAGACAAAGAUGGAUGCCAGCAACUUGGCUAUGGUGAUUGCUCCCAAUUGCCUACGGUGCAUGUCACAUGAUCCAAGAAUUAUUUUUGAUAAUGCACGCAAGGAGAUGGCUUUCAUGCGCACGCUUAUUCAGUACCUAGAUACAAAUUAUAUGGAAGGAGUUGUAUAGAAAGAUGGUCGGAGUCUCAACUUACAGACCAGACACUACAAUUUGUGCCUGAGUUAUGCCAUUCAUACCAAAGUUAGCAAGUUAGUUACUAGUACACAGUCUCAUUUUACUGUAAAUAAGAUAAUCUCAUAUUGUAAUAUAUUUUGUUUGUAUUUAAUUUGUUGUUUAUGAUUCUGUAAAGAAUUAGUCAUGUUUGUCAGACAAAUGUGUUUCGAGAGUUUACGAUAUUGUAUAGCGAUGUACAAUGCCAUCGAUACCAGUGGACGCAGCUCCUACACACUGGGUCUGAUCACCACAUUACACCACUGUCGUGUAGAAGUAACAAUCAAGUUAAGCUCAAUCAACUAGCAUUAACGAGUUUCAUUACUGUUAAGUUCUUUUGUAGAAUUGUUGGAGUCUUGAUUUUGAGUUGAAUCCAGUUCUAAUAAAAUUUAGAUAUUAGAUCUUUAGAAUACGAUUUAAAUUUAAAAAUUAUGUAAUGUAUUUUGCUUUACCGUAAUAAUGGGAACUAAGAAAUCAUAAAAAGCACUAGUCAUAAAUUAGUCAAAAUUCUUUUAUUUCAAAUAUCUUAAUAAUGUUAAUAGUGCCAAAUAAAUUAAAAUAUUAUAUAAUUUAUUUUGCCUUAUUGUAAGAAUGGGAACUUAAAAAUCAUAAUAAACAUCAUAUUUUCAAUAAAAAAAAUUCUUUAUUAAAAGUCUUCAAGAAAUUUAAUAGUAUAAAGGCAAAAGAAUAAGGUACAAAACUUUUACCAGAAAUUAUAACAAUAUGGGGAGGAAAUCAUUAUUACGCAUUAAAUAUCUUUAAUCUGUUAUUUCACUCAAUUAUCUUGGUCGCACCAAAAUGUAGUAAUAAAUUUGCUCCAAUGUAUAUUUAUUUUUAAUACAUUUUAUGAAAAUGUAUCUAUACUGUAUAACAAUUUUUGCAUUUAAAUAAUAGUUUAGUACAAUAAUAAAGUACUUAGAAUGGUAUCUUUUAUCUUCAAGACUAAUAAUGUUUUAUAUUACUAUUGGUGGCUGAGUUUAAUGUUUUAAAGUAAUGCAGUAUUUAAUUAUCAAAUUACUUAAUAGUAUAAUUGUUCUUUUUUAUUGACUGAUAAUGCCUAUUGUAAUGAUGCCUGGUUAAAGAUCAAUGCCAAUAUAAUUCUUGAUUCUUGUACAGUUGUGUUUAUUGCAAUGUUUUUUGUAGAAUUUGAGUGACACAUAUUUGUGAAAAUGACAUGAACACCAAACAUUUCCCAAAGGUGUAAUUUGUUCCAGUGGUUUAUGCUCUAGCACUAUUUUGUAAAAAUCAAAAUGUUUUUGGUCUCAUUUUUGGAAUAGGUAGAAUUUUUAUAACAAUAUUGGUUUACUAUUAGUAAUAUAUAGAAAGAUAUUGUGUACAAUUAUUUUUCUUUAUGAAAUUUCGAAAUGUUCCUUGUAUAGUGAACAUUGUUUAGUGUGUAUUCUUUGAUAUUGUACGAGUUAUUUUAUAUAAAAUAUUAUAUAGAAACUCACAAUAUUUUAGGCGUUAUAUUUCUUUUAGACAGUCAUCGUCUUACUCAGCUAGAUUCAACUCAAAACUGUUGUCCCAACAACUCCAUGUUUUCACAGAAUAGAUAUCAGCAAUGUUGUUAUCAAUAGUCUUAAAUAUACUAAUUAUUUAUGUGGAGUCAGUCUUGAAAUUUUCAUACUUCAUGGCUUGUUCUUAACCAUUUUAUAUGAAUUCUUUUCAAGUCACUUUACACAGCACCUGCACUGUGGAUGCUACUGGAUCUGAUUAAUGAUGCUGCCCAUUGUGGUAAAACAAUUUUGUAACUUAUUUUCUUUCCCCCCUUUCAGUAUGCAAUUAGUUAAACAUAAAAUAUUAUCUUCACACACUAGUGACAGAAUUACUUAGGAAUAUAAAUUAAAGUGAAAUAUGACUCACUAUUAUAGCUCUUAGAGUAUUUUUAAUACAUGCAAACAUUCUUGAACUAUUGGAUGAGUUUAUGGUAGGAUAUAUUAUUUGCAAUGUGCUGAAUAUAGUACUGAAUGUACAAUCCAUUUAUUUAUAUUAUAUAGUUAGUGGGUGAAAGUUAUAUGUAGCCUAUAUUACGAGGAGAGUUCCUUGUCACUCUUGAGAAAAGUUACCACUCUUGUUUCUGCCUCAUUUGAUUAAACUUUUCUCUCAGGGUGACAACAUAACUAACACCUCCUGUGAUAUACAAAUAACUAUUUUUACCAGUUCAACUUGGAAACAUCCCAAC
This is a messenger RNA of Homalodisca vitripennis (glassy-winged sharpshooter), 6157 nucleotides long. It is a transcript of the gene RhoGAP93B, whose product is annotated as rho GTPase-activating protein 39. Gene Ontology annotation, biological process: signal transduction. The transcript has 24 exons. Gene Ontology annotation, molecular function: protein binding; GTPase activator activity. Gene Ontology annotation, cellular component: cytoplasm; cytoskeleton. The record is from RefSeq and is a predicted model, not a curated record. Bases 307 to 3933 code for a protein of 1208 amino acids. NCBI's taxonomy places the organism in Eukaryota, Metazoa, Arthropoda, Insecta, Hemiptera, Cicadellidae.